This is a messenger RNA of Closterium sp. NIES-65, 2343 nucleotides long. NCBI's taxonomy places the organism in Eukaryota, Viridiplantae, Streptophyta, Zygnematophyceae, Desmidiales, Closteriaceae. The record is from the annotation of a GenBank genome assembly.
AUGCAAUUCCUCCAGGACCCCCUUUGGGCCUUCGCCAAGCCUAUGUUUCUCCCCCUAUCCCUUCUUCCUUCCCCCCCACGCCUCCCCCCUCCCCUUCCCCUCUUCGCGCCCCGCCUCCAGUCUCCCCUUUCUUCCACUCAGGCUCGCUGCCUUCUGUUCCACCUAUUCCCCCGAUUCCUCCCCUUUCCCGCCCCUCUCCCCCUCUGCUUUAUCAACACCGCCCAACCAGUCUCCCCUUUCUUCCCCUCAGGCUCGCUGCAAAUCCUCCAAGACCUCACCUGGCCCUUCGCCAAGCUUUUUAUCCUCCCACUAUCCCUUCUUCCUUUCCCCCCACAACCCCCCCUCAACUCUUCCCCCCUCCCGCUCUCCCCCUCCCACACCAGAUUCCCCCUUUUUCCCUUAAGGAUCUCUGCCCGCUGCAAUUCCUCCAAGAACCAACCCCUCUGGGCCUUCACCAAACCUUUCCCUCCUAUUCCAUCGAUUCCCCCCCCACUUUCCCUCCCUCACAUUCUACUCUUCCCCCCCCCCCGCCACCAGUCUUCCCUUUCCUCCCUUCUGGCUCGCUGCAAUUCCUCCAAGUCCCCCUCUCGGCCUUCACCAAGCCAUUUCUCCUCCUGUGUCUCCCCCCCCCCCCCCACCACCACCCCCACUGUGCCUUCUCUCUCCCCCACCAGUCUCCCCAUUCUUCCCCUCGGGUUCGCUGCAAUUCCUCCAAGACCCCCUCUGGGCCUUCACCAAGCCAAUUUUCCUCCUGUUCCAUCGAUUCUCCCCCACUUCCCCUCCCUCACAUUCUACUCUUCCCCCCCCCCCGCGACCAGUCUCCCCGUUCUUCCCCUCGGGCUCGCUGCAAAUCCUCCAAGACCCCCUCUGGGCCUUCACCAAACCAAUUUCCCUCUCUUCCCAUCGCCCACCUUCCUCUUGCCCCUCCCUCUCCCCUCUCCCUGGCCACCAGUCUCCCCGUUCUUCCCCUCGGGCUCUCUGCAAUUCCUGCAACACCCCCUCUGGGCCUUCACCAUGCCUUCUCCUUCUGUUGCUCCAGCGCCCACCUCAACUGCUGCAAAUGAGUCCGACUCCGAGGCAUUGGAGAAGCACCUGCAGGCGAUGCCGCCGCUGCCACUUAGACAUUUCCUUGUUCUCCUCCUUGUCCCUCCACCCUACCUCACAGCCGUCCCAGAGCAUCUCCUCCAGUUCGACUCAGACGCGUUGGAGAAGCACCUGCAGGCUCUCUCCCUAGAGCACCUCCUGCAGUUCGACUCAGAGGCAUUGGAGAAGCACCUGCAGGCGGUGUUGCUGCCGUCGCUGCUGCUGCUUGCCCCUCAUGACCAAGCCAUCUUCUUUCCGGACGAGGUAACACGCCCCUUGAGUUAUGCUGGUGUGCUCGUCAUGUCCCUGCUGCUGCUGUCCCCGUACGACCGGGCCACCUUCUUUUUGGACGAGGCCCAACAGCAGUCUCAACCAAGGCAGGAUAUCUCCUCCUCUUUUUCCCACUGGUGGCUGGACCCUGGGUGCUAUGCCACGGAUGAGAGCGACUGGGUGGCGGUUGAGGCGAUUCACAGUGGUGCAGAGGAGUUCAGAGCAGUAGGGGACGAGGAAGAGGGUGAGAGUAGAGAAGGAGGGCGUCACUUGGGAAGGCAGCAGGGAGAGGAGAAUGAGUUGCAACAGCAGCAGAAGCAGCAGCUUCAAAAGUCCUUCCUCCCUCUGACACCACAGCCUGCAGCAGCCUCUGGACUGGCACCAAGCACACAGGAGGGCACAGCAAAACAGCAGCUAGAACAGCUUGGGGAGCAAGCAGGAAGUAAGAAUGAUGGGCAUGGGUUUGCAGAGGUAGAUGGUUUGGAUGAGCUGCUGGGAGGGCAGGCAGGGGGCAGCAGCGGUGCAACCAGAGCAGAGAAUCUGCAGACGAAGCAGCAAGCAGAAGCAGGGGAGGCAGCCCCUGUGAACACGCAUGGGCAUGGGCAUGUGCAUGGUUUCGCAGGGGAAGAUGAUCUGGAUGAGCUGUUAGGAGGGCAGGUAGGGAGCAGUAGAGGUGCAAUUGCAACCAAGGAAGAUGUGAAGACAGCAGGUGGUUUGCGUGUGGUCAGUGCAGGUGCUGCACAGGUUAAGCCUGAACUAAAGCCAGCAGCAGCGCCACAGACACCCGCACUGGAUGAUUUUGAUGAGCUGCUAGGAGGGCAGGCAGGAAGCAUCAGCAGAAUCACAAGUGCAAACACGGGAGAGAGGAAGGCAGCAGGUGGUUCGGGUGUGGCUAAAGUAGGUGCUGCACAGGUGAAGCCUGAACUGAAGGCAGCAGCUGCACCACCGGCACUAGAUGAUUUUGACGAAUGGUUCGAUUCUGUUGCGUAG